Molecule: messenger RNA, 14838 nt
Organism: Cyprinodon variegatus (sheepshead minnow)
Lineage: Eukaryota; Metazoa; Chordata; Actinopteri; Cyprinodontiformes; Cyprinodontidae
Gene: otog
Product: otogelin-like
Exons: 55
Coding region: 64-11592 (3842 amino acids)
Biological process (GO): L-arabinose metabolic process
Cellular component (GO): extracellular matrix
Molecular function (GO): alpha-L-arabinofuranosidase activity; protein binding
Source: RefSeq, a predicted model, not a curated record
UCCAGUCGGAGGGUUUUUACCAGGUGAUGCUGUCCAAACCCGACUGAUCUACUGACCGGAUCAAUGGAUCCCGAUUUAUUCCUACGCAGCUGGAAGAGGCUGUUUCAUUCAUUAAUAACUGUGUGUGUGAUCCUCAUUUAUCAAGCGCAUCUUUCCAGAGGUAUUGAGGGAGUGAACGUUUCAAACUGGGAUGUUUUAAAUAACAGCGGGAGCAGCAGGAUAAAGCAUCAGAAAUGGGACACCGCUUCCCAUGGAGGGCAGGACCUCCAUUCAGCCACUUCUUUAGAAACAAACACCUCUGCCUCGAGGGAAUCACUGGUUGUGUCCAAUCUGACCUCUGUCAGGAUAGACAGGAUACAAAAUGAUUCAUGGAAUCAAAGCACCGACCGAUCAUCUUUACCCAUGGGGGAAUCUGGUCAAACAUCAUCAAAGACAAUAACCGGUAACCAAGAUGAAGAAAAUUAUAUAGAAAAUAACACUAAGACUGGAAAAUCAAGCCGACCCCAAACCAGCACAGUGCCAACCAAACAACCAGCAAUCACUCAGUUACCUGUCAACACAUUCUCACCUGAUCCAUCCUCACGCAGAACUACCCCACCCAAACAAUCUGAUCUGUCAGCUGUUGCAACAGACAGUAAGUCGGACGUUAACCCAUUACCCCCCACUCAGCAAAGCAUUGAAGCAGCAUCAAUGAGCCAAGCAACUGACUCAGUCCUGUCCCAAACCAACUCUGCUUCUACUAGUCAAUCAACAAAAAACUCCCAGUCCCAAGACACUGUUGGACAAGCCAGCCAAUCAGGACAUACCACAGAAAAUACUAAUCCCUCCCUAAGCAGCACAAUUUCCGCAAUUCUACCGUCAACAAAAUCUUCAUCAUCCAGCCAUCUAAAAGUCACUCCAGUACCAUUGUUUGAAAAAUGGUCUUCAACAGCAUCAGGCAGCCAAAUGACUGAGACAGCUCAGUCAGAUGAAUCCCAAACUGAUCUAGUUUCCAGUAGCCAAUCGGAAACAACCAGCCAGUCAACAAAAACUUUGGCAAGCUUCACAAAAGAUACUAUUAAAUCAAAAAGCAGCACAACCUUGUCUAAUGAAGCAACUAUUGAGAAUGUAAUAACAGGCUUAUCUAAGGUUAACGAUUCAUCAUUGACCCAACAACUGACAACUAAUAAAUCAUCUGGCCAACUGUCAAGCCCCAACGUGAUUUCUAAACAAACAAAAUCCACUGUUGCAUCAAUUAAUCAAACAUCUGAAAUUACGGAAAAACAGCUACAAAACUGGACAAAUAAAGAAAGCGAAACACCUACUAACAUGACACCAAUCAACAAGGUGCACAACAAAGAGGGACCAUUCAGCCAGCCACUAUCCACCAAACCAUCAGGCAAUCAACCACCCAUCACAACCACCCCAAACAAUGACUCAGGAGCUUCAAGCAAUCUAACAAACCCGAUACCAAACAAUGCUGCAUUAGACAAUAGAGAAAUAACAACUGCAACAACAGCAAGAGGAAAAACUUCUAGCAGGGCAGCAAUGGACAACCAGGCCAUAGAGAAACUAAGAGAAACCAGCCAGUUACCAACCACUAUAGCCCUAUCUCCAUCCACACCAGCAAUGUCCAAAUUGUCUGAAAGUAUAACACCAUCCAGACCAAGGCCAACUAAGGCAACAGACCUCAAACAGACUCCAUUACGGCACAGUGCAACUGUACCAAAUGAACUUGCGAAGAAGACAAAACACUCCAGCCAACAAGUAGAGAGUACAACAUUAGCCCAAAAGAAGUCUGGUAGCUCCCCUAAAGAAAAACAAAUACCUGCUAAACAAGUGUCCAAAAAAUCUGCACCUAAAAAUACUGGAUCUAAUCCUUCACCAAUAAACACAGCAAAGUCUGGACAAUCCCUGAAACAGACAGAACCUGUCAGCCAGUCACCAGUUGGUAGAUUACCUCCCAGGAUUUCUUUUUCAGUGGAUAGUACAACAAAAUCAACCCAUUUGCCAUCCAGCCAAAUGCAACUGAGCCUCUUUAGAACUUCAUCAAACUUAACAAGCCAGCCCUUCCUCACAACAUUUUCUAAUCAAUCUCCAGCUACCAUAGUUUCAACUGAACCUCCAGUGACAAGUUCAGCGGCUUCACAUAUUACAUCUCACAACCUGAUAUCAAACAAUCAUACCCAGCUUAAUUUGACAAACACAAACCAGUCACCUAAUGGGUCUUCAUCACCGCAGUUGGCGACUGGAUUAACAAUAUCAGGAAAUUCAGUCAGUGAAGCCCUUUCAUCUGAUGAUCGUCCAGUCAAUGUCUCGCAGCUCACAAGACAGGCAAAGGAAGCCCUGAAGUCAUCCAAGCGUAGAAUUCCAGGGGAGCCAUGUGAGUAUCCCUGCCUCAAUGGAGGACAGUGCAUUUUAUCAGAGUCAUGUGACUGCAGCUUGUUUCAGGCCACUGGGCACAGAUGUCAGACAGUUCCAAAUCUUGGCUUUGAGAGGGAGAUGACCUGUAGGACUUGGGGCCAGUACAACUUUGAGACCUUUGAUGGUCUCUACUUCUACUUCCCUGGCAGAUGCACGUAUACACUCCUUAGGGACUGUGAAGAAACCACGCAAGCAAGCAUCGUUGUCCAGGUCCAUAAUGACCCAGACUGCAGCUCUGCGCCCUACACCUGUCAGCGGUCUGUUAGUGUCUUUCUCCCAUGGGAAGGCGAGAUACGAUUGUAUGCCACCAGCACCACAUUCAAAGGCCAAAGUCUGCAGCUGCCUCAUCGCAUCCACGACCUGCAGCUGGAGCAGAUUUCCCAGUAUGUGGUGGUGACGCAGCAGUUGGGUUUCACCUUGGCCUGGGAGGGACAGAGUGGCUCAGUCUACAUUAAACUCAGCCCAGAGUUUGUGGGCCGAACUUGCGGCCUGUGUGGCAACUUUAAUGCAGACGUUCAGGAUGACCUGAAGACGAGCUACGGUGUGCUAAGCCAGAAUGUAGAGAUGUUUGGGAACAGCUGGAUGGAGAUGGAGCCCCACCAGGGCAGAUGUACCCAGGUUCCGACUGACUUCUUAUCGCCUUGUGCUCUUGUUGAUACUCAAAUCCUUCUGAAAGUGGAGGAGGUUUGCGCAAUGCUGUUGGAGCCACCUUUCCAAAGCUGUCACGACUUUGUGAGCCCUCUGUCCUACAUGGCCAGCUGCUCCAACGACCUCUGCAAGUCGGGUCCCAGCGGAGAUGUGGUAUGCCAGGUGUUCAGCGAAUACGCUCGAGCCUGCGCCCAUGCUGACCACCCACUGCACAACUGGAGGCAGCACAUUCCUCAGUGUGUGAAGCAGUGUCCUUUGGGGCUGCAGUACAGAGAAUGCAUCAGCUGCUGCCCCGAAUCCUGUAACCUGGAGCGAACAUGCAUAGAUAGCAAACUGGCCUGCUUAGAUGGAUGCUACUGUCCUGAAGGUCUAAUUUAUGAGGAUGGAAGUUGUGUGGCACCAGCUGACUGUCCCUGUGAGUACCACGGCAUGUUUUAUCCGUCUGGACAAACACUGCAGGAGGAGUGCAACAACUGCACAUGUGUGGGUGGAGUGUGGAACUGCACUGACAACAGCUGCCCAGGCGAAUGCUCGGUGACGGGCGAUAUGUAUUUUCAGUCAUUUGAUGGCCGGAUCUUCAGCUUCCCUGCGACAUGUCAGUACGUCCUCGCCAAAAGUCGUAACUCAGGAAAAUUUACCGUCACCAUCCAGAACGCCCCCUGUGGAGCCAAUUUAGAUGGGGCCUGCAUCCAAUCAGUGAACCUGGUCAUUAAUGAGGAUCCAAGGACAGAGAUCACUCUGAGUCACAUCGGCGAGGUCUUCAUGGCUGGGCAGUACCGUAUCUCACUGCCCUAUUCUGACGACUUCUUCCACAUCCAGGAGCUGUCAUCCAUGUUCCUCCAGGUUCGGACAGGGUUUGGCCUGCAUCUGCAGUACAGCUGGACAGAGUUUCGUCUCUACUUACAGGCUGACGAGACGUGGAAAGACAACACGGUGGGGCUUUGCGGCACUUUCAACGGCAACAGUCAAGAUGACUUUCUAUCUCCAUCAGGAAUGAUUGAAAGCUCGCCUCAUCUUUUUGGAAAUUCCUGGAAGGUGUCAUCAGCCUGUUCACUGAGCCUGAGUACACCUCAGAUAGACCCCUGUGACACUCACCAACAGGCUGUGACCUACGCCUCAGAAAUGUGUGACAUUCUUAAUCAAGAUCUAUUCUCCGCCUGUCACGAAUACCUCAGCCCGACACCUUUCCACCAGCAAUGCCGAGCAGACACCUGUCGGUGUGGGACGCCCUGCCUAUGCUCCGCUUUGGCUCACUAUGCCCGGCAUUGUCGGAGAUUCUCUGUUAUUAUCGACUUUCGAUCACACAUAUCGGACUGCGCUGUCACUUGUCCUACCACAAUGCAGUACGGCACCUGUGUGUCCUCCUGCCAGCGGCGUUGCUCCUCCCUCUCUGUCCCGCAGCACUGUGGGGAGUACUGUGAGGAGGGCUGUGUCUGCCCCCAGGGGUCCUUUUACAACCACCGAACUCACACCUGUGUGCACAAGAGCGAGUGUCCCUGCAGUGUCCUUGGAGUAGACUACGAGCCAGGAGACGUGAUUUUGACAUCAGCAGGUGUUCAGCUUUGUCUUAAUGGUAAACUGGUGUCCCAAACUACAGAAUCUGACAGGCUGUGCCCACCGGGUCAACUCUAUCUGAACUGCACAGAUGAGCAGAACAACCUCAUGCCAGGAAGGGGCUUAGCCUGUGAGCGCACCUGUGAAUCAUUCCUGCUCAACAUCACCUGCUCUGCACACGAGCCCUGUGUCUCUGGAUGUACCUGCCCCCCUGGGUUACUAAAACAUGGGGAUGAGUGCUUUGAGCCUGAUGCUUGCCCCUGUCUGUGGAAAGGAAAAGAAUAUUUCCCUGGUGACAGAGUUUCCUCCCCUUGCUAUCAAUGUGUUUGCCAACAUGGAACGUUCCAGUGUUUGUUUCGCCCAUGUCCAUCCAUGUGCACGUCUUAUGGUGAUCGCCACUACAGGACAUUUGACGGACUGCUGUUUGACUAUGUCGGUGCCUGCAAAGUUUAUUUGGUUAAGAGCAGCGCUGAUGUGGUGCUGAAUGUGAUGGCUGGGAACGUUGACUGCUUUGACAGUGGAAUGAUCUGCAGGAAAACACUCCUUAUCAACAUGGGAGGAUCUUUCAUAUCUUUUGAUGAUGAUUCUGGGAAGCCAAAUCCAUCAAGUGUGAUUGACAAGAAGCAGCAGAUGUUUAUUUGGCCGGCUGGAUACUUUACAAUAAUUCACUUCCCAGAAGAAGAUGUGACGGUCUUAUGGGACCGCAAGACCACAGUUCACAUCCAGGUUGGACCUCACUGGCAGGGGAAACUGAGUGGCCUGUGUGGGAACUUUGACCUGAAGACGGUGAACGAGAUGCGGACGCCUGAUAACAUUGACUCUCCAACACCACAGGAGUUCGGAAACAGCUGGACAGCAACAGAGUGUGUGAACAGUCCAGACAUCAGACACCCCUGCAGCCUCAGUCCUCUCAGAGAACCAUUUGCAAAGCGCCAGUGUUCCAUCCUGCUCAGUGAGGUCUUUCAGACCUGCCACCCAGUGGUGGAUGUUACCUGGUUCUACAUGAACUGCCUUGCUGAUACAUGCGCCUGCAGCCGCGGGGGUGACUGCGAGUGUUUCUGCACCAGUGUGGCGGCUUACGCUCAACGCUGCUGCCAUGAGGGCAUCCCUGUUGACUGGCGCUCACCAUCUCUCUGCCCCUUUGACUGUGAAUUCUACAACAAAGUUCUAGGUAAAGGCCCGUUUAGGCUCUUCACUUAUAGGGAUCAGACAACUCUGUUGGCAGCCAGCAGGUCCAGUGGCUUUGUUUUCCUGCAGCGGGUUAACAUCAGCACCAAUAUCGCUGCCGGGGUCCUGGUAGAGUUCAUGAUGACACCGGGCUUAAGCAGAACCAGGCCCCAUGAUGCAUCACGGAUUUCCUUUGAAGCAGUCGACAGACCGAACUACUUCCUGCAUGCCAGUGCCAGCGGCCAGGUUAGGCUGACCAAGUGGGAGGACAACGAGGCAUUCUGGGAUGGAGCUACCUUCAUUAUCCACAGGAACACCUGGAUUUCAGGCUAUGACUCGCUUGAGUCACACGCUAAACCUGGCUUCUUCCUGCACGCCACUAUGCCUCGCCUCCACCUGCUCAAGUUCAGACACACUUACAGUUUCCGCCAGGCCUCGCUCUUCAGACUGUCAGGUCCCAGAUCAGACACCCGACCAAGUCCUCGAUGUCAGUGGCGCUACGACUCCUGCAUCAGCCCCUGUUUCAAGACCUGCAGCGACCCGUCGGCUGAGUCAUGUGUCACCAUCCCACAAGUGGAGGGCUGCCUUCCUGUGUGCCCCCCUGACAUGGUCCUAGAUGAAGUCACCAGUCGAUGUGUCCAUGUUGAAGACUGUAUUAGGGUUCCUGAUUAUGUGUCUCCUCCCUCACCAUCCACUCCAGCAAAAAUUUCUAAGAGCACCACAUCAUCCACAUCUCCAGGCACAAGUCACACAGGAAAAGCUCUCAGCAGCACUAUUUCUAGUAGUACUUCACCAAGCAAGUACACUACCUUAUCCAAAGCACCACCCACACCUUUUGAGCUAACUUCAUCUCCAACCUUCUCUCUAUAUCCAACUCCUAAACAUUCAAAAACUCCAUCAGGGCCAAUAACGCCUCCUGCUGUCAGGCCAGAGGUGGUGGAGCCACCAUCCACAGUCAGAAUAACUGAAACUCUGCCAAUAACUUUAACAGCUGCAGCAAGAUGGACAACCAGGCCAGUGAACACUACAGUCAGCUUACUCAGCACCACCAUGUCCACGACAACCAGAGCUACUUUGGACAGCUCCUCUACCCAACUGACUGUCACACCGCCCCCCCGCCUCACCAACACAGCUGUAACAACUUCUGCAGCAAAGACUACUACUGCUGAGAAACCCACCACAAUCAGCACUUCAACAAUUGUGCAUUCACACGAAGACACAGCAAAAAGCACAAGUUCAGAAACUACUGGAACAAAGACAUUGAGUCCAGAUUCUCCUUUGGUCUCAGAAACCUCUGUUCAUCGAGAUGGAACCACUGUCUCCAGUACUACUGCUACUUUCUAUACAGACACCAGUAAAAAAGCUACAGGUACACCUUUUGAGGGAAUGGCAACAGUUCCUAUUAUCUUGCCAGAAAGACCAAGCACAAGCUCCACAUCAGCUUCUCCUGUUCCAACCUUACCUCCUCUAGAAACAGAACCAGCAUCUUCCACAACAUUAAUUUCACCAAAGACCACACAGCCAUUUAGACUAGUUACAUCUUUGACAACCAGUAAAGAAACACAAACUGGAACCACAGGAAAAACCUUAGCUAUUAUUGAAAGUGACCGUGCAGCUUCUUCAACUGUCCCAGUGUUAUCAACCCAUAUGUAUGGUGUUACUCCCUCUACAACUUCAGCAUCUGCCCCCACCUCUGUUCCUUUAUGGUUGGAAACAUCAACUACAAAGAAAGUUACCAUCCUGGAAUCCUUAGCAUCUAGAAUCCCAACAGUCGCUACAACAACAGCUUCCCCUUUACCUGGAGAGGUUAGAGGCAGCCCCACUCCUUUGCACUCAUCAACAGCCUAUUCUGAGAGGACUUCCUGGUCAGCGGCUGUCCCAGUUACAGGGAAAACCACCACCAGCAAGCUAACUUCAAGACCUCUUGUGGUUCCAGAAACAUCCACAGAUGUUAUUUUUGCCACUAAACCUGAAACCUCUAGUCACAUUAGUACUCUACCACAAUCUCCAGCAACAGAGAGCUCUACCCAUCCUUCCUAUACUGAACAGAGCUCUGAAUCUGGGCCGCACUUCCACUGGGAGACCACCUCAGCUUCCACAGCUACCUACCAACCCCCAAUGGGGACAACAUCUGUGUUGCCCUCUGAAUCUCCUACCAUGUCUUCUAAAUCACCUGAAGUUUCACAGUUUCCAGAGACAUCUAGGACAUCUUCCACAACUACAACCACCACAGGAAAAACAACACCUGAAGAAGGCGGAGUCACAACCAUCAGGAAGCUUAUUACUCCCCCGGCUCCACAUGUAUCUGGCUCUCUUGAGACCCUCCUAACCACAAACCCUACAGGAGCUGUACUGUCUAGUCUUUAUACUACUGUUAAACCUGUCAUUGUUGCAUCGAUUACAGAAACUGCAAAACCAGUUACCGCCAGAGUGUCAACUGGAACAACGAACAUGUCCCCUCCAACUUUGUAUUCACUCCACACAAGUUCUCAAACGGCUCCAGCUGAAUCUACCAUUCUGGAAAAGGUCACCACCAGAUUGGUGUCAAUACCAGGAGCUACACCAACUAUUGCGAGGACAUCUAUCCUCACAGCAGCAUCCAGAGUUCCUGUAACAACAAGAGUUUCUCCCAGAGCCACACCAACCUCAAAAAGACCAGUCACCUCAAGGGUCACUAUUGGAAUGAGACCCUCAGCUAUCACCACCAGAUCAACAAUGAUUGGCUCACCAACUGUUUCUCCUGCUACUACUUCUCCUGUCAUUGCAACAUCAGCAAGCAAGACUGAUCAUGUUAGCACAUCAGCGGCGAGUCCUCCUACCAUAACAACUACAGUCCUGGCCCCUUCACCAAAACCAGCUGUGCCAUUUACAACUGCGUUUGCUGCUGAGUCAACAACAACCAAAGAAGCUAAAAUACAGCAAACUCAAUCUCAGAGCCCUGAUGUCUUUGUGGCAACCAAGGAGCCUGGUAUUCCAUUUUCAACUACAACUCCCUAUGGAGCAACCACCACCAUGGAAAAGAUUCAUACAACUUCAGGUUCAACACUCUCUUCGAUCUCUCCUCAUUUAGCAAUGGAAACAACCAGCUCCUUUGGACAGCGAUCAACAUUGAUGACAGAAACUCCUGUAAGGACGUGCACUCCUCCAUAUGCAGAGAUUGUUGAUGAAUGCACAAAGUACAUCUGUGUCAACAACCAGCUCAUCCUCUUCAACAAAUCCCAGAGCUGCCCUUUUACAGCUGAGCCUCCAAACUGUGGUCUGCUUGGUUUUUCUGUUCUGAUCAAUGGAGACAAAUGCUGUCCAAAAUGGGAUUGCCCAUGUCGCUGCUCUAUAUUUCCUGAUCUAAAUGUCAUCACUUUUGAUGGGGACAGCUUUGCUGUUUUUAAAGCUGCUUCUUACAUUGUUACCCAGUUGCCCAAUGAGACCCUCAGUGUCCUGAUUCAGGAAUGUCCAGCGGAUUCUGAGUUACCGGUUUUCUGGAAUUUCACCAACUUGUGUCUAGUCUCACUCAACAUCACGCACAAAUCUAACCAUGUCGUCAUCAACAGACUACAGAGAAGACUCUAUGUAAACUCACGAUACGCCAAGCCCCGUUUUAAAAAGUAUGGCUUUGAGAUCUAUGACACAGGCAACAUGUACCUGAUCCGCAGCCCAACUGGUCUUAAAGUACAAUGGUACCACAGCACUGGCAUGAUGGUGAUUGACACUGAUGGCUUGGGCAGGAAACUUCCCACCAUGGGCCUCUGCGGAUUUUGUGAUGGAGACCUGACCAAUGACCUUACACUGCCUAAUGGUACAGUUUUGGGCGUAAGCAAAGACCCAACUCUGUUUAUCGACAGCUGGCAAGUUCCCAACACCACAAGCUACGUCAGCUAUAGCCGUCGACGUGAGCACAACUGCUCCACCAGCGAUUGCUCACGCUGUCUAGCCAUGCUGGAGGAUAACACCUUUACCCGUUGUCAUGAAUUUGUGCCACCCAGCACAUUUUGCGAGGUUUGGGUGAGAGACUCAGAGUAUAUGAACAACCAUUGUGUGGCUCUUGCUGCUUAUGUGGCCUCAUGCCAUAAGUUCAAUAUCUGCAUUGAGUGGAGGAGGCCAGAUUACUGCCUUCCUGCCUGCACUUCUCAAUCCUGUCCAAACCAUGACUUUGACUCUGAUCCAGACCACUGCAUGGGACUGACAGAGGGCUGUGUGUGUCCUGAAGGAACUUUACUUCAUCGUCCGUACUCUGCUCUCUGCAUCCCCUUUGAGAAAUGUGCUUGCACCGACAGCUCAGGUGUUCCUCGUGCAAACGGCGAGGUGUGGAAGGCCUCAAAGGACGGCUGUUGCAUGUACCGCUGCGACAAUGACACCAUCGUACCAGUGGAGUAUAACUGCUCCAGCGUUCCCACGCCAGUUUGCCAGCGAACAGGCGAAAUGAUCAUCAGCAUGUCCGAUGACACCAGCUGCUGUCCACACAAAGUCUGCUUGUGUAACCAGAGCCUGUGUGAUCACUUUCCCCCUGAGUGUAAAUAUGGGGAAAAGCUGGUGUCUUACUACAGAGCAGACUCCUGCUGUCCAGACUAUGUCUGUGAGUGUGAUCCUGAGCUCUGUGAGUCUGACAUCCCGACCUGCAGAGACGACCAGACUCUGAUUGCGACCAGAGCUGAUGGCAGCUGCUGUUUGGCACACAUCUGCAUGUGCUCCUCUUGUUCUGAGACGCCACCCUUCUGCCAGGAUGGGGAGGUGCUAAGCGUUGACAGCAACAGCACGGAUCGAUGCUGCCCUUCCUACCAAUGUGUAUGUGAGCCCUACAGAUGUCCUCAGCUGAGUUGUCCUUACGGGAUGUCAGUUGUGUCUGUUUCCAAUUCAAGUCUCUGCUGUCCCAAGCAAACAUGUGGUAUGAUCCUAACAUGCUACCUGCUUCUCUUAAGCCGUAACCUCAGCUUCUUUGCUGGAAAAUGUAAUAUUACCUUGUGCUUUGUGUUUACAGAAUGUACCUGUGACAAAGUGGCCUCUCCAAAAUGUGGCCUGGGGGAAGCUGCACAGCUUGAUCUGGCCUUUCUGUCUGACCCACAGAACCAGUGUGCCUGCAAGAGGUACAAGUGUGUGCGUGAGGCUGUGUGUGUGUUUGGUGAGCGUGGAUUAUUACAGCCAGGUCAGACUCUCGUUGAGCACGGAGACAACGGACUUUGUUACAGUCGGCACUGUAGCCAGGUUCUGGAUCAGAAGAGUGGAUUUUAUCUGCUGCGAAACUCGACAGUCAACUGCUCCAUCCACUGCCAGCCGAAUCAGAUCUAUGUUCCUCCUAAAGACCAGUCAACCUGCUGUGGCGUCUGUAAAAACAUUUCCUGCCUCUAUCAACAUGAGAAUGGGACGAUGAGCCUCUAUAAGCCUGGACGGUCCUGGGUUUCAAACUGUAAGAAGUUCGACUGCUCCGACACUUCAUUCGGGCCAACCCUCAUCUCCUACUCCUACAGCUGCCCCCCCUUCAAUGAAACGGAGUGUAUGAAGAUAGGAGGAACCGUCAUAAGUUACAUGGAUGGAUGCUGCAAGACAUGCAAAGAAGAUGGGAAGUCAUGUCAAAAGGUUACAGUUAGGAUGACAAUCAGGAAGAAUGACUGCCGCAGCAACCGGCCGGUAAAUAUUGUAUCCUGUGAUGGGAAGUGUCCUUCUGCCAGCAUCUACAACUACAACAUCAACACGUACGCUCGCUUCUGCAAGUGCUGCAGGGAGACAGGGUUGCAGCGGCGCUCUGUGCAGCUUUACUGCAGCAGCAAUGCCACCUGGGUCAGCUACACCAUCCAGGAGCCAACUGAUUGUUCCUGCCAGUGGUCCUAAACACAAACAAAAGGAACUUACACUCAAAUUCAGUAAGAGAGGUCUAACUUGGAUGAAGAUCUGCAAGGUUAACCGACCUCAUAAAGGGGACACCUUUACGUUAGGAACGCUGGGAUGGAUUUAAGUGGAACUUUGGAAAACACCACUGCUGGAUGUUGGGAGGGAGCAUAAAGCUCUUAAUGACUGUUAGUGAUCUUCAGUAAGUAUUUUUAGUAUCUCUGCUGGCAUGGGGGUUGAGUUAUACAGCAGAAAAGCAGAUGUUACAAGGUCCUGCUGCUCUGCCUGUUACACACAGAGAUUUCGCUGGAACUCACUUUCACUGCAGAUAUCUGAAAGAGACAACAAAAUUAUAAAACAGCAUAACAGAUGACACUGCAGUUCUACUGUGACCACAGUUAAAAUGUUAAUCAAAAGAACAAAACUUAAAUCUUUUACUCAAUAAAGUUUCAAAGAUUAUCCAAGAAAACCUUUUUUCUUUCUCAGUUAUAAAGGCAAAAGGUGUCAUUUUAAACAGUUACAGAGCCAGACAUCUUUCAUAGGGGCAAGGACCAAUGUCUACUGAGGGGUGGCUGAAGACAGACAGGCACCAGAACCAGUUCAUGGUUAAUCUACACUAACCACACUGAAUCAACAGGAAAAUGAAUGAUGAGAAAAUAGACUAGAUUUUCCUAAAUUACUUUCUCAUUCAUGUUCAUGCAUACAUAUUGUCUGAUGCUGGAUCAUCUUAUCUUCUGGUUGUCUUAAAUGUAAGUCUUUUCGACAUGCUCAUUUCAUCCUGGUGCACACCUCUAGUGUUUAUGUAUCCAGUUAGCUUCAGUUUUAGCCAUUCAUUGUAGCCCUGUAUUCUUUAAAAAAUGUCUGAUUGUCACAGAGAUCCAAUUGUCCUAAAGUUUAUAAGAGGAAUAUGAAAGCAUUUAGAAGAAGGAAAUAAAACCAGGUGGUAUUUGGGAGAUUCUUUCAUACGAUACAGUAGAGCAGGUAGAGAAAGGAUGGCCUCAAUACUCACGGUAAAAGUAACUUCAACAUUUCUUACCCAAUUAAAGGUACAGUGGAUUAUUUUGUAAAGAAAUUAUCCACUGUACCUUUAAUAACCCUAUUUUUAGAGGGAAAAGCAUGUUCUGGGAUGGUAAAUUACAUCCACAGGAGGACAACAUCCACAUAGGGGCAAUAAGUCACCUGGUUAGAGGGGUCACAGGGGUGGCUAAGGGUGGGCCAUGGCCACCCAUAACCCCACAUAUAGCUCUGACCUUGAUGCUCAAAUCUCAUUUGCUUUUAAAUUUGUUUCUCGUUUCUAUAUAAAAAAGUUUCACCAGUACAAAAAUGAAGCACCUGACUCAGUUAGAAUUUUGCAAGAAAAGCUAAUUUUGCCUUUACAAAUGCUUUUUAAGAUAGUAAUUUGGCAUCCUUCCGUUGAUUGAAGUGAUUUGGAGCUGUUAGGUUUAUUUGUUUUAAUGUUUCAUGAAAUGAAACAAUAAAAGAGAAAGUGAAUGUAAUAAUUCCAGAAAAACAGGUGAGAAUUAUGUAUGGCUUUGAUUACAGAAACAACACGUGGGUAUCAGUAUGUGACACAAAAUUAAUACCUCAGGACAUUUAUAAGUAGGAGACUCUACUGUUUAAAGGUUUAUUCAUACCGUUGAAAUUUGGAUGAAGAUUGAUGCAGUGAUGGGAAGUAAGUCUGGCAAAAACCUUGGCUAAGAGUGCUAUCUUGGAAGCUAUAUAAAGAAAUGUCAUUGUCUCUUAGGAAACAUUUUUUUUAUCUGUAAUUAACAUUUGUAAAUAACUGUUUGUUCCCAUAAGUGAAUCAUUACAAAUUGUUUUCAGGGUAGUUUUCCAACAUUUACUCUGGUGUAAAUUUGUCCUUCUUUCUCUUCUCACCCUAGAGAAAAUUACAUCUCUGCUGGCAAAAAAAACCCUGCUAAAUCAAUUUCACAGAUACAAGUUAAAUAUUUUUGUCUAGGAAUAAACAUGAGGCUAAGUAGCUCUGUGGUUUUAUGGAUUUCAUUGUCCAUAUAUUUUGGUGCCUGUCUGUCUUUGCUUGGCCCUAAAAAGCCAUUUUUUUAAUCUUUACAAUUAAUAAAAGAUUUCAAACAGAAUGUACAAGCUAUUGAUAGUUUGCUUGUGUCUCAUAAAUUCAAAGAUUCUGUUUUUGUUUUAUUCUGACUAAAGUAUAUGUAGCUUUUACAAUAUAGAAAUAAAAGAAGAUAUAAGUAACACUAAAAACAUUCAUUAACUUGUUAAUAUCACCUUUAAAAGUGAAGUAAUUACACACAUUUAGAAAACAUGUAGAAGAAACAUCCUAAAUGAUAAUGAUCUAUUUAUCUUUCAAAAUAAAAGAUUGGGAAAAAAGGCAUUACCUUGCAUUGAACACCAGGCCCUACAAUAUUUAAACUGGGGAAUUAUAUCUUAAUAUAUCUAAUUUAUCUUUAAACCAAUGUCAAAUUCUAACAGGAAACUGUUACUAAAACAGUUUAUGUCCUUAAAGUAACUUCAUCACUGAAAAAGACAAUGUAAAGCAUUUUUCUACUCAUACAAGUCCAUGAAUUUUAGAGCAGAUUUAAGUGAUUACUAAUAACUAAACACAUUAUUUCAUAGAUAAACUGUGGUUCCUGCUGCUUUGCUGUGUUUCCACCUCUCUCUCCUGCUGUAGAGGAGAGAGAGGUGGAAACAUAGGUAUUUCUUUUAGAAGAUAAUCCUGCCACUUGUUUCUUAUUCACUGUAACACAAAAAAAAAAACUAUCUUUCAAAAAGUGUUGGAUGCGGUCCAUGGGGAGAAAAGCAUUGUUAUCUACAGAACACCUCCCGACUCACUUUUGACCAUCUUUAAAUUUGACCUUAAACCUAGUCUGUUACUGUAAAUAUUUAAAUUCAAGUGCUCUUAAAACUCUUUGCAUAAUUUAGAUUUCUCUCUUAGAAAGGCUCGCCUAAACUUUAUAUCCUGUGAUGUGGAUUUAAAUCUCUGUAAUCAACAUUUCUGAUUUAUUUUUUACUGAUCGACAUCCAGUUGUUUGUUGAGCACUUUAUUUAUUUAUUGGAGUUUGAAAUGACACAGAUGUUCUGUUCUAUAAGAUGCAUUCCACCAAAAAGAAGAACAAACACUAUGACUGAAAAGUCUUAUAUGGUUUUUCUCCCCACAAUAAAGAUGUGUUUCUCUGUGGAUGAAAUGUUUGUUACCCACAAACUCCUGGAUAGUUAAGUUAAAGGAGACUUGUAUAAUACAGAUGUACAUUUGACUUUUCAAUAAAUCUU